GCGGUCUCUUGGCUCAUCCACCGGUGUUUUCCAGAUCUAGAGCUUCUUCUUCUAUCACUCUCCACUCGCCGCCAUAGCUUGUAUAUACUACCUGCAUAUAGUUUCCUCAAUUCAACUCCAGUUCAUAUAUAUUUGGCAUUGAAUGUGUAUCGAGUUCUGAAGAAUCAUGUAAGGUCGGUUCAGUGAGGAUGAAGUGAGGUUUCAAGAUGGUUUCCGAGUGGUUCGAGCCGAUGGCGGGGAGAAGGGUUCCGAAGAAGGUCUGGCUUGGGUCUCAAAUGUCAAUGGUAUUACUCGUGGGUGGAAAUCACACCUCCUCCAGGUUUUGUACUCGCUAAGUGUUUUGUUUCCGCUUCGUUUGGCUUAAAUUUCCUUUGAUUUUAAUCAAAUCCGAGUUUGAAACUCAAGAGUUUUUAGCUUUAGUUAGUGCGCUCGCUUGAUAGAUCUCGAUCGUGUAUUGAAAAAGAUCCGAAUUGAGGGAUGGAUUUGAAGGUGUUGAAAUGGCAAAUUCGUCGGGGGUCAUUGAUGAGGCGUUUGAUCCUCAAAAUGCUUAUGUUUGGGGCUGGAUUGAUUGUCAUUUCGUUUGUUCAAAUGGGCCAUGAGGUCCAAUUUUCGGAGCCCUGGAUGCUUAAUGAGAGUGAAUGCCCAUUGAAUUUUGGCCAUCUCAGCUUUAAUUUCACCCAUCUGUUUGGGGUGUUGCCAGUGCCAUGCAAGGAGAAUGAGGUUUUGGCUAAGAAUGUGUUCCAGGAACUAAUGGUGAAUAGUUUCUUGGAUUCUGAUGUGAAGGCACUGUGUGUGGGAGAGGGCUCAGAUGCUGCUGUUUUGGCCUUGAGGGAGCUGGGAUUCUCUGAUGUUUCUGGUGUUAAUAGGCACCCCUUUUUCUCCCUCUUGAAGAGGAGAUUCGUGUACGAGCUCGACUUUGGGGAUAGUUCUUUCGAUUUCGUGUUCUCUAGAGCUCUCGAUAGGGUCUCCGUGCCAGCUCUUCUCGUGCUCGAGAUUGAGCGUGUUUUGCGUGCUGGUGGCACGGGCGCUAUGCUUCUUGGUGCCAAUGGUUUCACCUCGGGAAACUUGGUUAGGUCUGCAACUCCAGUUUCGUCGUUCUUGAAGAGCUCUGAUGUUGUUCACGUUUGCCCUGUUGGGCCCUAUGUCCUAGUUCUGUUCAAGAAAAGAUUCCAAGCCGUGGCUCUCUUUGAUCAGUUUAAACUACCUGAUCAUUGCCCCUCGGUUAUGAACAACAAUCCCUUCAUGCCAUACAUUGAACCCAUUGGCAACAAAAAUCCAGCCAAGUUUGAUUCAAAGAUCUCGUAUUUGCCCAACUUAAUGAAUAUCUCAUCGAGGAACAAGCUGGUAUAUAUAAAUGUCGGGGCAGGGGAGCUCGUUGAUGCAGCCAUUACCAAAAUGUUCAGUGCUCAUUACCCUAUUCCCCAGCACGCUUUAGACGUUUAUGUCAUAGAUCACAACACCACUGCCCUCUCUUUGUAUGUGAAAACUCCUGGCAUCACGUUCGUUUACGAUCCAAAACUUGCAGGAGAGGAGACUGCAUCAUCGUCUGCUAACUACACUGAUGAUUAUCUUGGCGACGACAAAGACUUUGACUUUGUGCACUGGUUCAAUGAAACAGUAAACGAUGGGGAGUUCGUGGUGCUUAUGAUGAAUGCUCGGGCAGCAGAGUUGCAGAUUCUCGACGACUUGUUCAGAACUGGAUUGAUAUGCCGAGUUGAUGAACUCUUCCUUCGCUGCUCGGAUGCUGCGGUUUGGAAGCCCGCCAGGUGUGGCGACUGCACGAGCCUUUUCAAAGGUCUCAGAAACCGUGGCGUGUUUGCUCACUGGCUGGGAGAGUGACCUUGCCCGGCCUAGUCUCCUGGUUUGCUAUGAUCCUAUGUUUAUGUUGCUUCAGUUUCUGGUUGAGAAUAAGUACGAGGAUAUAUGUUGUAGAUUCUGAUGUAAUCUACCAUCCUUGUCCAUUGUAUUGUGUGUGAAAAGUGUGAUACUGUCUUUGUUGUAUGUUCCUCUUGUGUGUUGCAUGGAGGAAACAUUUGCUGUGGUUUAAUGUUAUGCGUUUGUGGGAAAAUUGGUAUUCUUUA
Messenger RNA from Ipomoea triloba (trilobed morning glory), 2081 nucleotides. RefSeq lists its product as uncharacterized. The record is from RefSeq and is a predicted model, not a curated record. The transcript has a single exon. Gene Ontology annotation, molecular function: S-adenosylmethionine-dependent methyltransferase activity. Bases 478 to 1839 code for a protein of 453 amino acids. NCBI's taxonomy places the organism in Eukaryota, Viridiplantae, Streptophyta, Magnoliopsida, Solanales, Convolvulaceae.